GCCCGCCAACGAUAUGACGAAACGGGAUUAAUUAAUCAUCGUCAUGAAUAAAUAAGCUUGGAACCCAUGGGCGAGCAGCACGAAGGAAGAUAGAUUUUCCCCAUCGAAAUCUCGUCGCUUCCCCCGGGUUCGAUUCGAGUCUUCUCUCUCGCAGCACAAAGAUGGACGCAAACAGACGCCAAAGUGGAAUCCAGCAAUUGUUGGCUGCAGAGCAAGAGGCUCAGCAAAUAGUAAAUGCUGCUAGGGCUGCAAAAUCGGCAAGGCUUAGGCAAGCAAAAGAGGAGGCUGAGAGGGAAAUAGCUGAAUACCGUGCCCAGAUGGAGGCUGAAUUUCAGAGGAAGGUUGCAGAGAGUAGCGGUGACUCUGGUGCAAAUGUCAAGCGUCUUGAGCAGGAGACAGCGGAAAAAAUCGCACAACUCAAGCAGCAGGCUGCAAGUAUCUCCCCUGAAGUGAUUCAGAUGCUUCUGAGGCAUGUCACCACUGUGAAGAACUAAGGGUUGAUGGCUUGCUGCUAGGCGAUUUGCCAUACAUCUGAUGGCAAACUUGUACUGUUUAUUUUUUGAGAGGGUGGUAAGAAUAACUUCGUCUCUUCUAGCUGUAAUUCCGUGUUCCGAAUAACGGAAUAAACUGCUUCUGUUCAUCAGCAGCCAUGUUUCGUACUUUGAAAACCUCGGUUCCUGUCUGGUAAAUAUUAUCCUUUCAUGUAUCAUUUGAAUAAAAUAAUGGGAGAUUCUUUUUGUUUAUUCUCAAAA
Molecule: messenger RNA, 752 nt
Organism: Oryza sativa Japonica Group (Japanese rice)
Lineage: Eukaryota; Viridiplantae; Streptophyta; Magnoliopsida; Poales; Poaceae
Product: V-type proton ATPase subunit G1
Biological process (GO): proton transmembrane transport
Cellular component (GO): vacuolar proton-transporting V-type ATPase complex
Molecular function (GO): proton-transporting ATPase activity, rotational mechanism
Source: RefSeq, a predicted model, not a curated record